UCCGAUCCUUUUAUCAUUUAUGAUUUCACCCCGUGUUAGCGACUCAAUCGUUCAGUUAUGUCUUCAUUCGCUGACUCGUUCGAGGAAAUUAACCCUGACUCACACUCCGCUGAGUCGACUCACCCCUUCGAAGAUGACGAUGGCUACGUAGCUGUAGGAGACUACUCCAAUUUCACCGAUGUUGAGCCUGUUAAGGAGUCUGCCGAUGAAUCGGCGAUUUUUAACGAUAACGAUGAUGAUAUUUUCGGAUCCAAUGACAAUUCGGCUGAUAAUGGGGUUUUUGUCGAUUCAAAUGGUCCGAUUUUGCCACCUCCUUCGGAGAUGCAGGAGGAAGGUGUUGCCCUUCGUGAAUGGCGGAGGCAAAAUGCUAUUCAACUGGAAGAGAAGGAGAAGAGAGAAAAAGAAAUAUUGAGCCAGAUCAUUGAAGAAGCAACCGAGUACAAGGUUGCCUUCCAUGAGAAGAGAAAGGUUACAUGUGAGAACAAUACAAAAAACAACAGAGAGAAGGAGAAGUUAUUCCUGGAAAACCAUGAGAAGUUUCACAAGGAGGCUGACAAGAAUUACUGGAAGGCAAUCGCAGAGCUCAUUCCUAAUGAAGUCCCUGCUAUAGAGAGGAAAAGAGGGAAAAAGGACCAAGAGAAUAAACCUUCCAUUGCCGUGAUCCAAGGACCAAAGCCGGGGAAACCGACCGACCUUGCCAGGAUGAGGCAGAUACUUGUGAAGCUUAAGCACAGUCCUCCUACACACCUAAAACUAGCUUCACCACCUGCAGACGCCAAGACCAGCAAGACCCCUGCCGAGCCCCCCAAGACUGCGGCCAUUGCUACCACCCCUGAAGCAGUAGUCACUGCAUGAUGAUUGAUUUGUGUUCAACGACCUUGUAUUUAUAUCUGAGGAUAAGAAGAUUGAGUCGUUACUGUAUCGCUUCAACAUAGUGUCAUUGAUGAACUACAUUGCAAGUGCAGGGUUUACUAGUUUUAUAUUCUCGCUUGACCCUUUAGAAAACUAUGAAGUAUGUAUGAAGGAGAAUUUUUAAGACAUUGUAUUCAUUAUUACUAGUAUGUAUUUAGUAUCACUUUGACUUAAUGAAGUUUCAGAGAUUGGUUAAAGCUUUCA
Messenger RNA from Amaranthus tricolor (Joseph's coat), 1116 nucleotides. Its product is annotated as clathrin light chain 2. The record is from RefSeq and is a predicted model, not a curated record. Lineage: Eukaryota; Viridiplantae; Streptophyta; Magnoliopsida; Caryophyllales; Amaranthaceae. The transcript is spliced from 3 exons. Gene Ontology annotation, cellular component: clathrin coat of coated pit; clathrin coat of trans-Golgi network vesicle; plasma membrane. Gene Ontology annotation, molecular function: structural molecule activity; clathrin heavy chain binding. Gene Ontology annotation, biological process: clathrin-dependent endocytosis; intracellular protein transport; clathrin coat assembly. The coding region runs from base 58 to 855 and encodes 265 amino acids.